AUGAGUGUACCUGCAGCAACGGCACAGAAAUCAGACGGCAACAACAGUGAAAUGCAAUCAGCUGCAGUGGCUCCCUCCUUCAUCCCCAGCCAGUCGGGGAAGAUACCGGGCAGGAAGAGAGGGAGACCCCCACUCCGCAAUGUCGCCAAGAUGGAUUUUCCUAACCGUUACCCAGAAUCGCUCCCUCCACUCAAAGUGCCAAAGAAGAGGGGGAGAAAGCCGGGCUUCAAGCUCAAACCCAGGAUGGUGAUGACACCGUUAGCGAUUUCUCCACCCAGCAGCACCCCUGAGCCUGAUAUGAGCUCCAUUCCUCAGGAUGCCGCCACCAUCCCCCACUCUGCCACGCCCCAGGUGCUCACAGUCUGUAUCUACAUCAACAAGCAGGCCAACACGGGCCCAAACCUGGACAGGAAGAAGAUCCAGCAGCUCCCUGAUCACUUUGGACCCGACAGGCCCUCCGUGGUGCUGCAGCAGGCCGUCCAAGGCUGCAUUGACAGCGCCUUCCAGCAGAAAACAGUGUUCACGCUCCUCACACAAGGCUACGGGGGAGAAAAAAUAUCAGCCACAUUUGAUGGGAAGCAGCACCUUCUGAGCCUCCCCGUGGUGAACAGCAUCGACUAUGUGCUUCGUUUUCUGAAGAAACUCUGUCGCAGCUUGCACUGUGAAAACCUCUUCAGUGAUCAGCCCAUUACCCAGCACAGUGGUGGCUCCUACCAGUCAGAUGCUGAAACUUCUAUGGCCGAGGACUACCAUUUAGACCAGUCAGACGGCAAACGCUACUCCGUGGACCCCGGCGACUCUGCUUUCAGCUCCAUAAGCUCACCCUACUCGCCAAAGUCCUCCUACGGGUUUCGUUCAUCACAGCAAUUCUCUAACGGCUCAGCGUCCAUGAGCAUGUGCAGGCAGUCGUCCACCAGCCCAAACACGUUCCCAGAGAGCAACAGGACAGGUUAUAAUGCGUCUCCAGAGUCCCAGGACUCCAAAGCUCCACCCAAUAAGGACCCAUCCACCUGGUCUGUGGAAGAUGUUGUCUGGUUCAUCAGGGACGCAGAUCCCCAGGCUCUUGGCCCCCAUGCGGACGUCUUCAGAAAACACGAGAUUGAUGGAAACGCUUUGUUACUCCUAAAAAGCGACAUGAUCAUGAAAUAUCUUGGACUGAAGCUGGGGCCGGCCUUGAAGCUUUGCUACCACAUCGACAAACUAAAGCAAACUAAGUUCUGA
This is a messenger RNA of Toxotes jaculatrix (banded archerfish), 1221 nucleotides long. RefSeq names its product sex comb on midleg-like protein 4. Gene Ontology annotation, molecular function: protein binding. The transcript has 7 exons. The coding region runs from base 1 to 1221 and encodes 406 amino acids. The record is from RefSeq and is a predicted model, not a curated record. NCBI's taxonomy places the organism in Eukaryota, Metazoa, Chordata, Actinopteri, Toxotidae.